CCCCGAGCUGCUGUCGCCAUCUCCGGGAUUCCAAACGCCCCAGGUCUCUGUGCUGUAGCUGCCAGGGCCUGCAGGAUGUUUCACGGAAUCCCAGCUACUCCUGGCGUUGGAGCCCCUGGGAACAAGCCGGAGCUGUAUGAGGAAGUAAAGCUGUACAAGAAUGCUCGGGAGCGGGAGAAGUAUGACAACAUGGCGGAGCUGUUUGCAGUGGUGAAGACCAUGCAGGCCCUGGAGAAAGCGUACAUCAAAGACUGCGUCACCCCUAAUGAAUACACUGCAGCAUGCUCCAGGCUCCUGGUCCAGUACAAAGCUGCCUUUCGACAGGUUCAAGGCUCAGAGAUCAGCUCCAUUGAUGAAUUUUGCCGGAAGUUCAGACUGGACUGCCCACUUGCCAUGGAGAGGAUCAAGGAGGACCGACCCAUCACUAUCAAGGACGACAAGGGCAAUCUCAACCGCUGCAUCGCAGAUGUAGUUUCGCUCUUCAUUACAAUCAUGGACAAGCUGCGUCUGGAGAUCCGUGCCAUGGAUGAGAUUCAGCCGGACCUUCGGGAGCUAAUGGAGACCAUGCACCGAAUGAGCCACCUGCCUCCAGACUUUGAGGGUCGCCAAACAGUCAGCCAAUGGCUGCAGACCCUGAGUGGAAUGUCGGCGUCUGAUGAGCUGGAUGACUCCCAGGUUCGCCAGAUGCUCUUCGAUCUGGAGUCAGCUUACAAUGCCUUUAACCGCUUCCUACAUGCCUGAGCCUCACCCAGGCCGGAACGAGACUGAUGGAGAUGUACUGCCCCAGUUCCCCAGUAUCUACGCCUGUCUUAGAUGUCUAUGUUGUCAGCGGGUUACUCCCAAUAAAGAUCUGUCUGACCUUC
Messenger RNA from Myodes glareolus (Bank vole), 863 nucleotides. It is a transcript of the gene Vps28, whose product is annotated as VPS28 subunit of ESCRT-I. The record is from RefSeq and is a predicted model, not a curated record. Gene Ontology annotation, biological process: protein transport to vacuole involved in ubiquitin-dependent protein catabolic process via the multivesicular body sorting pathway. Lineage: Eukaryota; Metazoa; Chordata; Mammalia; Rodentia; Cricetidae. Gene Ontology annotation, molecular function: protein-containing complex binding. Gene Ontology annotation, cellular component: ESCRT I complex.